AUGGAUACUAUAGAAGCUGUUGGUAAACAUGAUUUUAAUGCCUCAUCCCCUGAUGAGCUGAGUUUCCGAAAAGGGGACCACCUCCAGAUUAUUGACAUGGAGACAGAUCCUAAUUGGUACCGAGCAACGAUGGGAGGAAACACUGGCUACAUACCUAACAACUAUAUUGAAAUUGUCCAAAGAGAUUGGUUGAUGCCAGAUGUAACUCGACAAAUGGCUGAGAAGAUGCUACUAUCAAAGAGCAAUAAUCAAUACGUUAACUCAGAUGGAGCAUUCCUUGUGAGGAGAGGGCGACAAGAAGGAGAACAUAGUUUGUCCGUGAAAUACUUAAACGAAGUUCAGCAUUUCAAAAUCUACAAACAAAAUGAUGGCUAUUUUAUAUGGGAUUCUGAGAAGUUCCCUACUCUCUCUUUACUUGUAAAACAUUAUAAAACUGCUUCUGUCAGCAAAAGCCAUCAUAUUGUCCUCCAGGAUAUGGUCAAGGAAAAAAGAGUGAGAGCGAGGGCAUCAUAUGACUUUACUGGUCGAGGAAAUGAUGAGCUCAGUUUUAGAAAAGGUGACAUACUCAACAUCACUGACCGGCAGGAUUCUGAUUGGUGGACUGCUCAAAUUGGUAAUGGCCCAUCGGGGCUCAUCCCAGCAACUUAUGUUGAGCUGUUGUAA
Acanthosepion pharaonis is the source of this 663-nucleotide messenger RNA. Lineage: Eukaryota; Metazoa; Mollusca; Cephalopoda; Sepiida; Sepiidae. The record is from the annotation of a GenBank genome assembly.